Messenger RNA from Spodoptera exigua (beet armyworm), 1165 nucleotides. The record is from the annotation of a GenBank genome assembly. NCBI's taxonomy places the organism in Eukaryota, Metazoa, Arthropoda, Insecta, Lepidoptera, Noctuidae.
GUAUUAUUGUUUUGAUUGAAUACGGUUCCUAUCUGUGGGGUUAUUUUGUAAAGUAUUUUUUUAUCAACUUCUUUAAAACUGCACCACAAUGAACACAAGAAAACUGUGGGGUGAGAUGGAAGACGAGAGAACAGAUGAGACGUUACUUCAGAAUGUCAACUUUAAUCCAAUAAUAGAACUGGGUAUGCAAAAUAUUCCUGAAAUAUCUAUCACUGUGAAAUCUUCCCCUAUCGAACUUCCAAAGCCUAAUCUAAUCACUCAUACAAUACAGCUACAUGCUCACGCGAGGCAGCUGUCAAAUAUACUCGAACAAGCUGAAAAUGCCUUGUUUGAGGGUGCACGGAUUGGUCCAAUAAGCUUACCCAUAGAACCACCAGAACCAGAAAUAAAACUAGAACAUGACACGAACCCGCCGAUUAACUUCCUUGAAAAAGAGUAUUGUGAUUUCUCACUAGGCAAAGGUCCCAUGAUAUUGCCUUUUACUCCAGAAAGUCACAAGAGAGCACUGCGGCAGUGCGCGGCAAUAGCUCUUGGUCACGUUGGCGUUGCGACUACUACUAAUGUCGUACUGACUGCCGUGGCAGAUGCCCUGGAUCUCCACAUGACCAACAUGUGCAAGCUGCUCAGGACUGUUGUGGACAGAGAAGCAAGUGGCCUAAAAUCAGGCUUCCCGGAUGCAAUCUCAAAGGUGUUUUCUGACCUCAAUGUUGGUAACCUUCAUGAAUUUUAUCAGAACAGAGUUGUGAGGUAUCAUGCAAUGACUAAAAAGAAAUGUGAAGAGUUGAGAAUUCAGUGUGAAGCUCUGGCUAUAAGGGACAUCGCACCACAGUUGAAGCUAGAAGAAGUACCAGAGUUACACUUCCCUGCUGCACUGGAUGGUGCAUUCACUCCAUCAUUAGAGCCAGGGUUUCAAAUGCUGCACAGUCUAGAACAAGAAGGCUUGGAGCUGCUAGAUGCAGUAACAUCAGAUGAUAUCACCAAAAUGGACUCCAUGGAAUUUUCACAACCAGAAACCACAGCAAAACUUCCUACAUUAUCACCCAGUGCGAAAAAGAAAAGAAAAUAAACUUUACCUAUAAUAUCUUUUAUCUAGAAUGUUGUAAGUAAUAAUAAUAUUGUGUAAGCUAUAUUUUUAAAGUAAAAAAUAAAUAUCUUUGUAACAUUA